This is a messenger RNA of Solea solea (common sole), 9049 nucleotides long. RefSeq names its product BCR activator of RhoGEF and GTPase (gene bcr). The transcript has 23 exons. Gene Ontology annotation, molecular function: protein serine/threonine kinase activity; guanyl-nucleotide exchange factor activity; GTPase activator activity. Bases 890 to 5056 code for a protein of 1388 amino acids. Gene Ontology annotation, cellular component: membrane. NCBI's taxonomy places the organism in Eukaryota, Metazoa, Chordata, Actinopteri, Pleuronectiformes, Soleidae. The record is from RefSeq and is a predicted model, not a curated record. Gene Ontology annotation, biological process: protein phosphorylation; positive regulation of GTPase activity; intracellular signal transduction.
GUAGCGUGAGCAGUGAAACACUCUCAGCAGCAGCAGCAGCAGCAUCAUCCUCCUCUCAGCCGAAGACACACACAGGGAAAACAUAAUUACCUCAGAACAGUGUCUCGCGUGUGAAAAUGGGCUAAUGAAACGCUGUGAUUCGCUCGAACCCGGUGCUACAGCUCGAUCAUCACCUCCCGUGGAGAAACUCUGAUGAGGUCGUCGCUUGUGUUGUGCGCUCUGUUUUUUUUUUUUUCCCUCGCAUCCAUUCUCCGUGCGCGCUGCUGGUACAAAGGCGCUGGGUCCGGAGCAGCAGCAGCAGCAGCAGCACCUGGGAUUAAUGUGCAAGAGAAAACAGCAGCAUUCAUCAAAAACAAAGCUUUAAAAGCACAAAGUGAGUGAAGCCAGCGAGAUUAAAACACUUUCUUCAUUAUUAUUUGUGACAUCCACCUCAGCAGCACCAGUCACAAAGACAAGCAGCUGUCAUUGUGUCAAUGCUGAGAUUUGUGUUUGGAUUUCUUCACGUGAAAGUGCCCUUUCCUGGAAGGAUGCAUGAGAAAAACGAAAAUAGUUCCAGUUUUUUCUUCCUUUUCUUGUGCCGCACAUUGCCUGGUGUUCUUGUGACUGAACAGCCGGUUUCUCUUGUUCAGAAUGGGAUGCAUUGUUGCGACUGCGCAACCCAAGACAAGUGUCUGCAAUUAGACUGUGUGUUUGUGCACGGAUUACCUACAGGCCUGUUGUAAAAAACAAAAAAGCCCUGCUACUGCUCUGCAGCUGGAGGUGGACACUGUUGUUGGAUAAAGGAUUCUGUGUUGGAAGUGGACUGGAAAGGGGGAACGAGCUGUGCGCCCUUGGCACAUCUCUCUCCCUAUUCAGGGUCUGUCACAGAAAUAAAUAGAUCAGGAACAAUAUGGUGGAGCCAGUUGGAUUCAUUGAAGCCUGGAAAGCACAGUUCCCUGAAUCUGAACCCCCCAAGAUGGAGCUACGGUCAGUAGCCGGCAUUGAGCAUGAGCUGGAGAAGUGCAAAUCAUCCAUCAGGCGCCUGGAGCAGGAGGUGAACAAGGAGCGCUUCCGCAUGAUCUACCUGCAGACCCUCCUGGCCAAAGAGAGGAAGAGCUACGACAAGCAGCGAUGGGGCUUCAGAAAGACGCCGCUGAAUGAGGGGAUGGACCCUGCUGCAACCACACAGGGUGCAGAGUCCCUGUCCCAGCAGCCACACAUGCAGGAGACUGGUGGCGUUGGAGUAAUAAGUGGUGGAGGUUAUGUUGGUGUAAGUGGAGGCAUUGUUGAUCGGAGGGGGUUUCAGCCUCUUGCAGAUGGUUCUGGUCGGACCAAACCCAGACCCCCACCUGCCAGAAAGUCAGCCUCCCACGGAGAUGGCCUGGAGUCGGCGUUUGAGGUGCCGCAGCAAGUAGAGUCCAUGUCCUGUGACAACCUGGAUGGACUCUCACCGUCCAAGCAGAGAGGAGGUGGCAUCUCUGUCUCUCCCCGCAGGCCCACGCUUCCACCCCCAGACAAGGAGCUUCCUUCUGACCCCAAGGACAAACUCGGUAUGGGACUCGGCGUGGCUGCUCUUAGAUCCAACUUUGAGAGGAUCAAACGCGCCAACUCCCACUCCGGUGGUGAUGUAGCUAAAGGCCAGGAGAAGCAGCUACCACCACCUCCACCGCCGCCGUUUUACACAAACAUGGAAUUCCACCACGAGAGGGGACUGGUCAGGGUCAACGACCGUGACGUCUCGGACAAAAUCAGCUCACUAGGCAGCCAGGCAAUGCAGAUGGAGCGAAAGAGAUCCCUUCAUUCUCUCCCAGGUAACCUGGCAACCGUGGCCGGGGAGCUCCGUGCCAGGCCGGUGUACAGAGGGCGAUCCACUGAGAGCACAUGUGGCUAUGAUGCGGAGUAUGAAGAUGGCGAGCCCAAUCAGAGACAUUCGGGGAGGGCCAACGGCGGCAAACCUCCGCCCCCGCCGUGGCAGCCCUCUGACUUUCAGGCCUACUCCAGUGUUUACGUCGGUGGGGUGAUGAUGGGUGAAGGUGGCGGUGGAGAUGGCAGAGCUGGUAGUGGAGGUGGUAGUGGAGUCACAAUGAGAGACCACGGGGGAGGAGAUGACCACCUCCUGACCUGGCCUCGCCGUUCGUACUCCCCCGGUAGCUUUGAGGAUGUGGGAGGAGGCGGCGGCUACACGCCGGACUGUAGCUCCAACGAGAACCUGACAUCCAGUGAGGAGGACUUCUCCUCCGGCCAGUCUAGCCACGUCUCACCAAGCCCCACCACGGCUUUCCGUAGGCCCUUCAGAGAGAAGAGCCGCUCGCCCUCGCAGAACUCCCAGAACUCCCAGCACUCGUUGGACAGCAGCAGCCCACCAACGCCACAGUCUCAGAAGCGGCACCACCGGCAGCAGGGAGGCCACGUGGUCAUGUCCGAGGCCACUAUUGUGAGUGUUCGCAAGACCGGUCAAAUCUGGCCACCUGCUGCCCAUCAUGACCUCUUGCCCCACGGAAGGGCAUCACAUGACAACAGUUACCAUGGAGACCACCUAGACGGUCAUUUCACCGGGACACCUCCCUCGUACGGUUACGAUGCAGACCGCGCAGAGGAGCAGCGGAGGCACCACGACAUCCUGCCGUACAUCGACGACUCGCCGUCGUCUUCGCCGCACCUCAGCUCCAAGAGCCGCAGCAGUCGGGAUACCCUCUCAUCGGGAUCGUUGGAGUCCUCCAAAUCGACUGAAUGUGAACUGGAAAAAGGUUUGGAGAUGAGGAAGCGGGUCCUGUCUGGGAUCUUGGCCACGGAGGAAUCAUACCUCAGUCAUCUGGAGGCGUUGCUGCUGCCCAUGAAGCCUCUGAAGGCUGCAGCCACGACGUCGCAGCCCGUCCUCUCUGUGGCCCAGAUCGAAACCAUCUUCUUCAAAGUGCCUGAGCUCUACGAGAUCCACAAGGACUUCUACGACGGCCUUUUGCCUCGUGUCCAGCAGUGGAGCCACCACCAGAGGGUCGGGGACCUCUUCCAGAAACUGGCGAGCCAGCUCGGAGUUUACAGAGCGUUCGUGGACAACUAUGAGCUGGCGGUGGAGACGGCGGAGAAGUGCUGCCAGGCUAACUCACAAUUCUCCGAAAUCUCUGAGAACCUGAAGGUGAGGAGUCCCAAGGAUUCGAAAGACCAGACAGUAAAGAGCUCUCUAGAGGCUUUACUAUACAAACCAGUGGACAGGGUGACACGUAGCACAUUGGUACUUCAUGACUUGCUUAAGCAUACGCCCACCAGCCACCCGGACCACGCCCUCCUGCUGGACGCCCUGAGGAUCUCCCAGAACUUCCUGUCCAGCAUCAACGAGGAGACGACGCCGCGGCGCCAGUCUAUGACCGUCAAGAAGGGAGAGAACAGGCAGCUGCUGAAGGACAGUUUCAUGGUGGAGUUGGUGGAAGGAGCCAGGAAGCUGCGGCACGUCUUCCUCUUCACUGAUCUGCUGCUCUGCGCAAAACUGAAAAAGCAGAUCGGAGGAAAAAACCAACAGUACGACAGUAAGUGGUACAUCCCGCUGGCUGAGCUGACCUUCCAGGGUCCCGAGGACGCCGAACCACUCACCAUCCCCCAAGCCCCCGACGAAGAGCUCGACACCAUGAAGGUCAAGAUCUCACACCUCCGCAGUGAGAUCCAGAGAGAGAAGAGAGCAAACAAAGGUUCGAAAGUCAUUGACCGGCUCAGGAAGAAGCUUUCCGAACAGGAGUCUCUUCUCCUGUUAACAUCUCCAAGCUUGCCCAUCCGACUCUACAACAAGAACGGCAAGAGUUAUAGUUUCCUGAUUUCGUCCGACUACGAACGUGCAGAUUGGAAGGAGAUCAUCAAAGAACAGCAGAAGAAAUGUUUUAAAGCCUCUUCCUUGACUUCCGUGGAGCUGCAGAUGUUGACCAGCUCCUGUGUCAAACUUCAGACUGUCCACCACAUUCCCCUUAGCAUCAAUAAAGAAGAGGAUGAACCCCCCGGUCUCUGUGGGUUCCUGAAUGUAAUCGUCCACUCCGCCUCCGGCCUCAAACAGAGCUUGAAUCUCUACUGCACAUUGGAGGUUGAUUCCUUUGGCUUCUUUUCAAGUAAAGCCAAGACGAGAGUGUAUCGAUACACCACUGAGCCCAAAUGGAAUGAGGAGUUUGAGAUUGAGCUGGAGGGCUCGCAGACCCUGAGGCUGCUCUGCUACGAGAAAUGUUACAACAAGACCAAGCAGAACAAAGAGGACGGAGAGAGCGCAGACCGCAUCAUGGGGAAAGGACAGAUCCCGCUUGAUCCCCAGAUUGUUCUCUGCAAAGACUGGCAGAGAACAGUUAUUCCCAUGAACGGGAUCGAGGUGAAACUCUCGAUAAAGUUCACCAGUCGAGAGUUCAGCCUGAAGAGGAUGCCCUCGCGGAAACCUAUGGGUGUGUUUGGAGUCAAGAUCUCUACAGUGACCAAGCGAGAGCGCUCCAAGGUGCCCUACAUUGUCCGCCAGUGCCUAGAGGAAAUUGAAAGGAGGGGAAUGGAGGAGGUGGGCAUCUACCGAGUAUCGGGGGUGGCCACUGAUAUUCAGGCCUUGAAGACUGCCUUUGAUACCAAUCAUAAAGACGUGUCAGUGAUGAUGAGCGAGAUGGACGUCAACGCCAUCGCGGGGACCUUGAAGCUGUACUUCAGAGAACUGCCCGAGCCUCUUUUCACUGACGACCUCUAUCCAAACUUUACAGGUGGCAUCACCUUGUCUGAUAGUGUUGCCAAAGAGAGCUGUAUGUUGAACUUACUGCUGUCGCUGCCAGAACCUAACCUGGUCACAUUUCUUUUCCUGUUGGAUCACCUGAAGAGGGUGGCGGAGAAGGAAGGCAUCAACAAGAUGUCUCUCCACAACCUGGCGACGGUGUUCGGCCCGACCCUGCUGAGGCCGUCGGAGAAGGACAGCAAGAUCCCGACGAACCCUACGCAACCCAUCAGCAUGGGCGACAGCUGGUCCCUGGAAGUCAUGGCACAGGUCCAGGUGCUGCUUUAUUUCCUCCAGCUGGAGACCAUCCCCACCCCCGACAGUAAACGACAGAGCAUCCUCUUCUCCACUGAAGUAUAGAGCAGCCCUAGCGUAGUGACACAACACAAGAUGGACCGUGGCUCAAAGUGAGCCCCAUAGUAGUUUGUUUUUUAAUUGACUGAGCGGAUAAGUGACGUCUGCCUCUGGUGGUGGCGGGUGCCCGCCCCUGUUGAACACAGGAGGGCGCCAUUGGCUCAUUGAAGCUCAGAGGAUGUUCCCGAGGUCCUUUGUGAUACUGCUCAUGUUAAAUAUUGACUCCUUGUGGGUACAUCUGCCACCUUCACGUCUUCACCUCUGCAGCUUGUCAGACAGUCACUGAUCAUAAGUCGAGACGCUGAAGAUGCAAAGGAUGAAACUUUUCUUCACUUCUUCAAACUCAACAAAUCACAUUUUUUUCCAUGUAUCGUGUGUUUUUGGCAUCAGUCCUAAAUGGUUUUUUUCCGCUUUUUGGACAAUCAUCGAUCACAAAGAAAUCAGUUUAUUCGUCCGUAAAAAAAAAAAACAUUGCUCCGUGUCCUGUGCAGGAGAAAAACAAUUGUUAUUGUUUUCAGACAUAAUCUCAGUUUGUCGUUGCUGCUGCGUCACACACAAAACACGCCUCUACGUUCAAAUGUUGACAGCGUCAAAACAAAACCCGGGUCGGAGUCGGAGACAAACGUGAUGAUGGUACACACUGCACAUCUGACCGUUAGUCACUGUCCAUUUUCGUGUUUCCUUUACGUCUUAAGGUAGUUUUUCCCGCAUAAAUGUCCCAGGAAUCGAUAUAUUUUCUAACAUAGGAAUCAUCUGUGUUCAUAUUUUUGCCAAAUUCAUAUGUUUGUUUGUUUGUUUGUUUCCGGGGGGGGGGGGUUGGAAAAAAAAGGAAGCAGUUGUAUUUACAGUUACAGUAUGUACAUAAUCUUUUUUGUUUAACAGUAUAAUCAUCGUUGCUAUUACUGUAAUUUAUUUUAGGGCCUGCCUGGGGCGGUAGUUGAUUAAUUGUUUUGUUUUUUUAUUAUUAUUAUUAUGAUGUGAAAGUUUUUGGGGUUCGAUUGAAGUAGUAGGUCUUAGCCUUGACUUCAAGUCUUGCAGUGAAACGUGCAGGAUUUAGCCUUCUGUUAUCUUAUCUAUAGAAACUACUCAUCAGCCUGUCCAUCACUCAUUUAGGUAUUACCAUGAAGGUUACCCACACACACUCAUAUUGUAGUUACAUAUACCUGAAUGCUGCUGCGGAGAAAAACAAAAAAAAGCUCUUUAACUGCUGGGUGUUCCAGAGACUGCCGCCUGUCUCACGUAGACGUUAUGCAAUGUCAUAACACACACACUUACACACACACACACACACACACACUCUGUGGCUACAGAAGUGCACUCACGAAACAUUAGAACUACUGUAAUUUCUUCCGAUCCAAGUGACGUGAGCACUCAGCGUUUAUGCCCCCGUCCAGGUGCAUAAUAAUCUGUUGGUUUAAUGAAGGAAACUUGUGUUGUUUUUGUUUCUUCUUCUUCUUCUCUCAUGCACUCAAACUAUUGUUAUGUUUGUCCCUUUAACUUUAACUUAACCCUGAAGAUGACCCAAGUUAGAAAGAAGCAAACUGUCUCAAUAUUUAGGUGAAAUUCAAGUUUUAACCUCUAGUAUCCUUGAUUUAACAUGCAGGCAUGUUUUAUUUUGUUCUCCGUUGUUUUGUUGUUGUUUCCGUUUACAAAACGUCUACAUACUGUUUCGUCGUCGGCGUGAAAAGGAAAAACCAGCGUGUGACGAAUCCCUAAAGGGCUUUGUAAGAUAUCACAGGAAGGCAUGUGUGAGUGUUUUUUUUGUAUGUUUUUCUUUUACACGAAUGUCUUUUAUCAAUCAAAAAAUAACCUGAUGUCCGCUUGCAUUACAACUCGGGGUCUGCAGAUUUGACCUAGAGCGCCGUUAGUUUGUCCUGCUGUUCCAGAUGUUUGUGCUCUAAAUGUGUUUCUACUGCCUCGUCGUCUCUGUUUUAGGACGUGAGACUGAAUUAAAUCCACCGUCCGUCCGUUCCUGCUCCACCUUUAACAGCAAGUCCGAUCGUGCCUAGUCGAUACUUUCUCUUCGGUUUGUUGUGUCUGCGAAAAGAAGCUCAGACUCCUGUUGCCUUUGCUGAGGGGCAGCCACACACACACACACACACACACACAUACACCGUUCAUCUCUCAGAAGCUAAGACAGGACCUUAUAAACUUAAAAGUACAGUGUGUGAAAAUUGAGCCCUCACCUCAUUCUCCCCCCUUUUCAAGCACACAGGAAAAUCAUGUGUAUGUGGCAUCAAAACAAGGAAAAACAACAAUUCAUACAAUCUGGUGAUUCUACACUUACAGAAAUCUGCAUUUAUCUCCAGUCUCUGCUGAAAAUUAGAAAAAAAAUGAAUACAAUUGGCCUUUUCUACAUGGAUUUUGCAUGUUGGUUUUACUCCGGGUUCUUCAGUUUCCUCCUGCAGUUAAAAAACAUGCAGAUGUGCGGGUAAGGCGAAUUGGACACUCUAAACUGAGCAUACAGUGAGUGUGAGUGUGAGAGUGGAUGGUGUUUUUUUUUUUGUCUCUCUGUCUUUCUCUGACCUCGUCUGUCGCUGUAUAUCAGCUGUGAUUGGCACCGGCGACCCCUGCGACCCCUCAUGUGGAGGAUAAAGGGGUAGAAGGAGUUUGCAGGUUCUCCUCCCGUGUGUGUGUGUGUGUGUGUGUGUGUGUGUGUGUGUGUGUGCAUAGGGUUUUCUCCAGGUUCUGCAGUUUCUACCUACCGUCCAAAAACAUGCAGAUUAAGCCCCCCACCCCCCGCCCCCCCACGACCAUCAUGUGGAGGAUAAAGCCUUUUAAAUGACUUUUACACACUGUACCUUUUGAGCAUGGUCUUAGCCGGUGUCGUCCGUCCACUCUAUGUCUAACUGUGAUGCUGUCGCACAUAACUGUGUUUGAGUCGUUUGAGUCUUAAUGGGGCAAAAAAAAAAAACAGAUGGAAUUUCUUUGUUCUCGUUCUCUUUUCACCUCCUUCAAUGCCUUUUAUUUUUUAUAUUUAUUAACCUAGUUUGGUAUGAGAGGGUCGACUGGAUCUAUUUAUUGGUGACGUGACGUCAUCCUGAUCUAAAUCAAUGUGCGACAAAUUGUCUUCGUUUUGGGGGUCAACGACGUGAAGGGAAAUGUGUCGCGUCUCCUGUUUCCAACAUGAGUUUCAGAUGAUUAACCACUGUGUACAGCUCCAACCGUCUGCUCGUCUCUGUGUCGUACAACAGACUGGCCACUGUGACCGUUUUGGAAAAAAAAAACGGGUGCAAAAUUCCCAUCAGUUCAAAAUGUAGAUUCUGCAGAGUUUACUGUAACUUCUACUUCUCCCGGGUAGAGUUGUAUAAAAUGUAUGAUACUAGAGAGAAAGAGAGAGAACAUGAUUUGGUUUAAAUUCACUGUAGACGUGUGAUCGUUAGAGAUCGGGUCAAGCCGGUGCACGAAAAGACAAAAUUGUCAGUAUAUGUUAGAAGGAGGAGGAGGAGGGAAAAGAAUUAUUGCAUUUGUUAUUGGUCUGUUGAUUGUCGGUGUAGCUGCAUGUAACGUCCAUAAUACAGCUCCUCCCAUCACUUAGUUGUGUACAUGGAAAAGCAAAUGCAACAACGACGAAAUAAAGAAAAAAGGGUUUUCUGUGCAAUAGCCUGGAAAUAAUGGAACAUAUUGCUCUAUAUGAACGUUUGCAUUUACUCUACAUGUCCCUGAUUAUCACUUCAUUUUCAUACCAGACCCUCUACUGCCACCACUGAACGAGGCUUUGUGUCACCUCCUGUUACUGUUCUGUUUGACAUGAAACACAGAGCUGAGGAGGAGGAGGAGGAGGAGGAGGAGACUUUGCCCCGAAACAACCACAAAAAAACAUUUGACCUUUUUACCUUCCUCAAAUUUUUGGACUCUUCUUCCUGUUGAAUAUUCAAUGUUCUGCUUGUAGAACUGUAAAAAGGAAUACCGUAUUCUGAAAGCAAACAUGUUUGGGAGGGCGUUUACAGCCGAUGUUUGUACACAAAAAUGUUAAAUAAAAAUCUCCUGUAUCUACAA